This is a messenger RNA of Mesorhabditis belari, 636 nucleotides long. NCBI's taxonomy places the organism in Eukaryota, Metazoa, Nematoda, Chromadorea, Rhabditida, Rhabditidae. The record is from the annotation of a GenBank genome assembly.
AUGACCGAUCACCACUACAAGUAUACCUAUUUUGAUUUGGGAGGCAGAGGAGAGGUAACUCGUCAACUCUUCGCCCUGGCUGGUAUUCCGUUUGAAGAUAUUCGGAUCAAAUGGGAGAACAAAGAGGAGUGGGAAGCAUUGAAAGCAGACACUCCUUUCGGCCAAUUGCCCACUCUCGAAAUCGAUGGUGGAGAGAAAAUGGCUCAAUCUAGAGCGAUCAAUCGGUAUCUGGGACGAAAGUUUGGAUUUGCUGGAACAAAUGAUUUUGAAGCAUUUCAAAUCGACGAAUUCGAAGACGCGAUGACUGACUAUUUUGGGGAACAAGCCGGAUUUUUUGCGGCACUUGUUGGCGAGGGACCUGGGGAUAAAGAUCAACUCUACAAAAGCCAUUUCGAGCCGGCGAGAGACAAAUUCUUUCCGAUUGUCAUUGAGAGAUAUUUGAAACGAUCGAACAGCGAGUUUUUGACUUCGAAAAUCUCGUACGCUGAUUUGCGGCUGGCGAUUCAUGUGAGCGGCUUCGAGAAACUCGUUCCCCAUUGCUUUGACAAAUAUCCACAGAUCAUUGCGCACAAAGAGCGCAUCGAGGCAAUCCCGGAAAUCAAAAAAUGGCUCGAGACACGCCCGAAGAAACUUUAU